ACUGAGCCGAGCGGAGCCCAGCGGAGAUGGGGUCCACGCCCAGCGCGCCCGCCCAUUCUACAGGUCGGAGAGAACACUCGCGGCGCACCGCUGGGAGCCUCCUGACGUGCUCGCCUUCCCAAAGAUUUGGACGACCAGUCCCGAUUUUGAGUAUUGGUGGAGUGGAAAAAACGUGCAGUCGGGAAGGGGCGACUGACUCGAGGUGACCGAUAACUGAGGCGUUGAAUGAGAGCAUUGGAAAUGCUGCUGGAUUGGAGAUGCUUGCGGAGCAGAGGGGAAACCCUAGCAAUUCCCUGGUGAACACAAGCCCGUGGUCUCUCUUUCGAAAAAUACAAGGCUGGGUCCCUGCCGGAAGCUGUUCAGCCCUAGGCAAGCGGCGGGAUUGCGUUUUCUUCGGUUCCCCGACUUUGCUUUCAAGUAGUCAAGUUAAAGAAAGAUUAAUUGGCGUUGCAUUUCCAGGAAGAAGAAAAAGAAGUCUCUCCGCAAAUGAAUGUACGCUCUUUCAAAAACGCUUCUUCCCUAAAGCGGAGGAUCCACGCUUCUAAAUUCCUUUCUCGUGAAAACACAGUUUAAAGGAAUCCCUUGGGCCAGCAACGCGCUUCUGAAAAUGAGCUCUCCGAGGAGCCGUGGGGUGACGUCAUCUAGGCGCGACCAGCCGUAAACCCUGGCUCCGCCGGUCAGCUCGCAGUCUCACUCUAUCAACUGGCUGUGCUGCGGUGGCCUCUGUCUCGCUUCUGCGGCGAUGGACAACCCUGGGGAGUCGCCCACAGACAAGGGCGGAGAGCCAGCGGAGUCAGAGGAGAUGAGGACUACUCCUGGGGUCCCGGCGACCGCCGACACUGUGGGAAUCCCGGAGGAAACCGACGGGGAUGGAGACGCGGACUUGAAAGAAGCGGCGGUGGAGGAAAGUGAGAUCAAGAGCCAGGACGUCUCAGAUCUAACAGCAGUUGAGAGGGAAGACCCGUCUUUACUUACUCCUGCAGCCAAAAAGCUGAAACUGGACACCAAGGAGAAGAGAGAGAAGAAGCAGAAAGUGGACGAGGAUGAGAUUCAGAAGAUGCAAAUCCUCGUCUCUUCUUUUUCUGAGGAGCAGCUGAACCGUUACGAAAUGUAUCGCCGGUCAGCUUUCCCUAAGGCAGCCAUUAAAAGGCUGAUCCAGUCUAUCACGGGGACCUCUGUGUCCCAGAAUGUUGUGAUUGCCAUGUCUGGAAUUUCUAAAGUUUUUGUGGGGGAGGUAGUAGAAGAAGCCCUGGAUGUGUGUGAGAAGUGGGGAGAGAUGCCACCACUGCAGCCCAAGCACAUGCGGGAGGCUGUUCGGAGGCUGAAGUCCAAGGGGCAGAUCCCCAACUCUAAGCACAAGAAAAUCAUCUUCUUCUAGAUCUGCCUGAGAGCGGUCCAGACUCCACAGCUGGGCUGUGCAUUGGUGCUCCUCGUCAGUGCUCCAAGGACCCACGAUGCUGAUGUCAGUGUCUCUGUCACACCUGUAAGGCACUAGUAACAAAGACAAAGACAACCUGCUGGCUUCACUUUGAAGCCUAAAGUUGCUACAACCCAGGUUGUUUCUUGCCUCUGGUUUUUAGAAACUUAACCUUGGGUCAUCUGCCAUGAAGUCACAAGGGUGACAUACUUCAUGUUGUUAACAUUUCAGAUUCUCCUGCGGAGUUACCAUUAAACUUUUCCGACUUGUGUGGAAAAGUUUAUUUUGUUGAAGGCAAAAUUUAUCAUUCUUCCACUGUCUAAAUAAAACUAACCAGUCUUGAUUUUGGUUUUUGAAGACAGGGUUUCACCAAGGAGCCCUAGCUGGCUCCCAAGUGCUGGGAUUAAAGGCAUGCACCAACACCA
Messenger RNA from Myodes glareolus (Bank vole), 1842 nucleotides. NCBI's taxonomy places the organism in Eukaryota, Metazoa, Chordata, Mammalia, Rodentia, Cricetidae. The record is from RefSeq and is a predicted model, not a curated record.